UGCACAGAAGGCAGUUGAAUUUGAACCGUCGUGGAAUACAGACUUGAAAAGUUAAACUUUCCCUGUUUGCCGUUUGUGAGCUCAGAGGAGGAGCAGUGUCAAGUCUCCAUCAUAAGAAAAAAGUUGGGCCCCCCAAAAGCAAAAAGGCAGCAGCCAUUAGUCAGUUGUUGGUUCUUCAAUCAGUGUGUGGUUUUUUGAGGUGUGAUCCCCCCGGAUCAGCCAGUGUCUCAGUGCUCUCUCUUUCUCUAUCUGUUGUGUGUGAAGCGUGAAAAGCGAAAAGAAAAACCCAGAUUAUUGUCUCUAGAGAAAAAGGAAAAAAACGCGGAUUCAAAAGAAGUCCCCGUCGCGACAAAUCCGAAAAGAAUAAAAAUCGCGUUCGCGGAACCGAAAACGGUUCAUUUUGCAGAACAUAGCGCGGGUCGCAUUUGUGAAUCGGAGUGUGAUCCGGUUGUGAAUAAAGUAGCGGCGCAGGUUCCGGCGGAAGCUUCUGGGAAGCAACUUUUCAAACCGGAAAGGUUACAAACUAGUUAAAAAACACAAAAAUGGCCGAUCAACUUACAGAAGAGCAGAUUGCCGAAUUCAAAGAAGCGUUUUCGCUGUUCGACAAAGACGGUGACGGCACAAUCACAACCAAGGAACUGGGAACCGUGAUGCGAUCGUUAGGCCAGAACCCCACAGAAGCAGAACUGCAAGAUAUGAUAAACGAAGUCGACGCGGACGGCAACGGCACGAUCGAUUUCCCCGAAUUCCUGACCAUGAUGGCUCGCAAAAUGAAGGACACCGAUAGCGAAGAGGAAAUCCGGGAGGCGUUCCGAGUCUUCGACAAGGACGGCAACGGCUUCAUCUCGGCAGCUGAGCUGCGUCAUGUCAUGACCAAUCUCGGCGAGAAGCUAACGGACGAGGAGGUGGAUGAGAUGAUCCGCGAAGCCGACAUAGAUGGCGAUGGCCAAGUUAAUUAUGAAGAAUUCGUAACAAUGAUGACAUCGAAGUGAGCUACAGGUCGGAAAAUUAUUGCGCCUUUCUAUUAUUAUUUGUUUAUAAAGAAGACUGUAGCCACGCGCAACACCAGCUGCGCAACGCUAUUGCUAUGGAUUUAAAAAGAAUAACAAAAAAAGAGUAAAAAGAGAAAAAAGUAAAAGUAAAAAUUAACAUUAAAUUAAAUUUAAAACACACAUACAGAAAGAAAACAGAAAAAACCCAGAGGAAGCAGAACAGAAUAGACGGAAGUGAAAAAGGACAAAAAAUAAUGCAAAAAAAAAACAAAACACACACACAGUAAGGAGAAAAUAACUUAAAUUAAUUGUAACAACACAAUUUUAAAUAAGAUAAAUAAAAAAAGGAAGAAAGAAAAGAAAAUACAUUAAUUAAAGUUAAUCACUAUCCUUAAUCUAUUUGUGUAAAUUUUUGUAAAAAUAAAAUAUAAAUAUAAAUUAAAAAACAGAACCGGAGAAAGGCAAACACAGGAGAAGGAGGAGGAGCGAGAGGAUGUUGAGGAGGAAAGUGUAGGGACAGAUUGCAAGGGUUAGGCGACGAUAGCGACAAGUACAGGACGCCGGACUGCAAGACAAUUUGACAAUUUCGUUGGUUAGGGUUGCACAGACAGAGGAGAGAGGAACAGGAAAGGUUAGCAGCAUUUGUUUUUUCGUUGUUUUUUAAGGAAAGGAAAGGAAGCGAGUGCAGGGGACGAGAGUGUCAGGCUGUUAUUCCACGACGUCAUCAAAUCAGCGGGACGACACUCCCACGACACUGCAUAACGGGUCCGGAACGUCAGACCACUUGGUUAGGACACAUCGACAGACAGACGGACGGACGAACGAACAGACGGACUGAACCGGUCGAAAAAAAUAUAUUCCCAAGAGCAGAGCAACAACACAAACCCACGACCACCACGCUUUGCUUUCGUUUUUUUUUUGUUUUUUUUUUCAGCCAAGAAACAGACCAGAAAUAAGGAAGAAGGAAAGGAUCGAGGCGCGUAAGCGGUGAGAAAUUAGGGAUUUCUUGGCGAAGUAAGGAAGAAGUACACAUCCACGAACGAGUUUGAGAAAGAGAGCUGGCAAACAAUGAUCGAUGAAACAUUUCCCACUUUUUAAACUAAUAAAGAAACUGAAGCAAAAUAAUAAAACAAAUUUACGUUACUUCGUUCCGAUGAAUUGAGCCACAUAACAAAUUUGACAGAAAUA
Molecule: messenger RNA, 2180 nt
Organism: Aedes aegypti (yellow fever mosquito)
Lineage: Eukaryota; Metazoa; Arthropoda; Insecta; Diptera; Culicidae
Product: calmodulin
Exons: 4
Coding region: 543-992 (149 amino acids)
Molecular function (GO): calcium ion binding; enzyme regulator activity
Source: RefSeq, a predicted model, not a curated record